UAUUAAAAAUGCCAGUACUAAUAAAGUUUAUUUAACAUGAAGGCUGUGUUUAAAGUGUUUGUACUACUAGUGUACUGUUGUAUUAAUGUACAAUCAUCAAAAAUACUAUUUAUCGCUUGUAUGCCCGCACCAAGCCAUCAAAAACCGUUUCAAGCGAUAUGGAGAGCCUUAGCAGAAAAAGGACAUGAGGUGCAUGCUUUAACACCUAACCCACUAAACAUUUCUACCCUCAAUAACCUACAUGAAUACGAUUUGAGUGACUUCUACAACCUCCUGAAAAAUACCAAUCAGGAAGAUUUUAAGUAUUAUACAAAAAAACCUGAGUUCCAUACAGCUUUUAUAAAAGAUUAUUAUAUUACUAAAGUGUGGACCAGAUUCUACGCGGCGGUUUUGCAACACAACGAAACCAGGAGGCUUAUAAACAGCAAUACUAACUUUGAUGCGGUUAUAGUUGAGUGGUUAUACCCGACGAUGGGUGCGUUUGCUCCGUUCUUCAAGGCACCACUGAUUGGAGUGACAUCUUUGGGAGCUCCUUUGAGUUCUAUGGAUACAGUGGGAAAUCCAUGGCAUCCAAUAAUAUCACCUGAUAUGAACCUUCCGUUACCAAGGGGUAUGAGCUUGAAAGAUCGGAUUUUGACAGUACUUUACUCUAUUUACGUCAGGAUACAUUAUCACCUACUUAUUUUGCCUAGAGAGGAUGCUUCUAUUAAAGCAUUCCUCAGCAAGGAGCUGCCUUAUAUCGGCAAUAUUGAGAAAGAAAUUAGUGUGUUGUUGCUAAACAGGAAUUCCAUCCUUCAUAGAUUGAUGUCGUUAACACCUGCAACGAUUGAACUAGGUGGUAUUAAAUUUCCCAAGGAACGACAGGAAUUAGGAACUGAAUUGAAAAAAUUCUUAGACGACUCGAAAAAUGGAGUCGUUUAUUUCAGUUUGGGAUCGACCGUAAAAGGUACAUUCUUACCUAGAAAAACUGUUGAGUUAUUUACUAGCGUUUUUCGUAAUUUGCCAUAUAAUGUAUUAUGGAAAUGGGAAAAUAAUACCAUGGAUCAGAAACCUGAUAAUGUGUUUCUCAGCAAGUGGAUUCCGCAGAUAAAUGUAUUAGAUCAUCCUAAUGUUAAACUAUUCAUAACGCAAGGUGGAUUACAGUCGACUGAAGAAACGAUAGCGGCUCACAAACCUAUUAUCGGUAUUCCGUUUCAUUCUGAUCAGACUACAAAUGUAGACACUUGCGUACAGUAUGGUAUGGGCAAAAUGAUUGAACUGGAAGAUUUAACCGCCGAAAAAUUAAGAAGUUAUAUAUUAGAAAUAAUUAAUAAUCCUAGUUAUGCUGAGAAUGCUAAGAAACUUGAUGAAUUAAUGAAAGACCAACCCCAGGAUGGACUCGAGAAAGCCAUCUGGUGGAUCGAAUAUGUAAUAAGACACAAGGGAGCCAAACAUCUUCGCAGUACAGCUGUAGACCUUCCAUGGUGGAAAUAUUUAAUGUUAGAUAUUUUCGCGUUCAUUUCGGCAAUUUUCCUAGCUAUAGUUCUUGUUUUAUAUUAUUCCUUUAAGUUUAUUGUUCAGUUAGGAUCAAAAUUAUUCAGGAAAAAUGAUAAUAGUACUAAGAAAAAAUCUGAAUAACCGCUAAAUGUGUUUUCAUCUCCAAUAUGUCCAAAAUUUGCAUAUACAGGGCGAGUCUUAAAUAAGUGCACAUAUUUUCAGGGCUGGUAGAUCUCGAUAAAAGGAACAUAUUUUCUCUUUACCGUUUUGCAAAUAACUCCAAAAUAACUGAGGUAUUUUAAUUCAAAAAUUUAAAAAAAAUGAAUUUUUGCUUAAAUUUUGAGAACCACUGGAUCAUUUCUGGGUUUUCUUUCUUGUAAAUUUAAUCUACUACCCAUGUUGCCGUAUUAUCAAGAAAUUAUGAUUUUUAACUAAAAACUAAAAAAAAAUAGAUUUUUUUUCGAAAAACUCCAAAUUUUCAAUUUUUUUUCGCGAAAGUAACCUCAUAGGCGAAAAUACUAUACCAAAAAAUAUUUAAACUUGUUUAAGAUUAGCCCUGCAUAAACUAAGCUUACAUUUAUAAUUAAGUAUAAUGAGAUAUAGGUAAAGAUUAAUUUAUAUAGAGAUAUCUACUACCUUAUAUUACUGUUUUGUUAGUUUAACACACUAGUUACCAUUCAGUUACAUCUGGGGGUUUGAAAUAACUUAGUUACUUCACCAGUUGCAUCAGAUUUUUCUGUAUAUAUAUAUUUUAUUUUACUAAUUUAAGUGUGCUUUAUGUAUUAUAAUAAUAAUAAAUUGGAUAUAUAAAUGAACAUAAAAAAUGUAAAAGGUUAAACUACAGUUUUACUGUAACAACUUGUACUAUUGCUAGAAGAUCUAUCUUCUACAGUAAAUUACAAAAAUAUAUGUCUU
Molecule: messenger RNA, 2391 nt
Organism: Sitophilus oryzae (rice weevil)
Lineage: Eukaryota; Metazoa; Arthropoda; Insecta; Coleoptera; Curculionidae
Product: UDP-glucuronosyltransferase 2B33-like
Exons: 4
Coding region: 37-1617 (526 amino acids)
Molecular function (GO): UDP-glycosyltransferase activity
Source: RefSeq, a predicted model, not a curated record